This is a messenger RNA of Vanessa atalanta (red admiral), 4771 nucleotides long. It is a transcript of the gene Hira, whose product is annotated as protein HIRA homolog. Bases 76 to 2730 code for a protein of 884 amino acids. Gene Ontology annotation, biological process: regulation of DNA-templated transcription; DNA-templated transcription; chromatin remodeling. The transcript has 20 exons. Lineage: Eukaryota; Metazoa; Arthropoda; Insecta; Lepidoptera; Nymphalidae. The record is from RefSeq and is a predicted model, not a curated record. Gene Ontology annotation, molecular function: protein binding; nucleosome binding. Gene Ontology annotation, cellular component: HIR complex; nucleus.
GUCAAUUAUAAAAUUUAAGUGAAAAUAAACAAAAUUGUUGUUAUUUUCGGUACAUAUUUCUUUAACUAUUUAUAAAUGAAGCUCUAUAAACCCAGCUGGGUCAAUCAUGAUGAGAAGCCAAUAUUUUCGGUGGACAUCCAUCCAACUGGUAAACGCUUUGCCACUGGCGGGCAAGGAGAAGACUCUGGAAGAGUUGUGGUUUGGAAUUUUAACUCUGUACUAUUCGAAGAAGUGGAAUGGGAUUCAAAUGUUCCGAAAAUGCUAUGUCAAAUGGAUAACCAUUUAGCAUGUGUAAAUUGUGUGCGAUGGAGUAAUGGAGGUCGAUACUUGGCAUCUGGUGGUGAUGACAGCUUAGUUAUGGUAUGGGGACUUAGUGUAGCUGUGGGAGCUACCGGUAAACACAAAGCUGAAACUUGGAGAUGCUUGACAACGUUAAGAGGACAUGCAGGAGAUGUUCUGGAUCUUGCGUGGUCACCAUUAGACAAGUGGUUAGCGAGCUGCAGUGUUGACAACACAAUAAUAAUUUGGAAUGCUGAAAAGUUCCCAGAAAUGGUGUGUGUGUUGAAUGGCCACACCGGCUUAGUGAAGGGAGUUGCUUGGGAUCCUGUGGGAAAAUAUUUAGCAUCUCAAUCCGAUGAUAAAUCUCUAAGAGUCUGGAAGACAGCCGAUUGGGCAUCGCAGGCAGUCAUUACGGAAUCUUUUGAAGAAUGUGGAGGUACAACUCACGUGCUCCGUCUGUCGUGGUCGCCGGACGGUCAGUACGUGCUAUCCGCGCACGCCAUGAACGGGGGGGGGCCCACGGCGCAGGUGGUGGAGCGAGACAGCUGGCGCUGCGACAAGGACUUCGUGGGCCACAAGAAGGCCGUCACGUGUGCUCGCUUCAACAGCAACAUCUUCGUGAAGGACGGCAAGAAGUGCUGCUGCGCGGCGGUGGGGUCGCGCGACCGCUCGCUGUCCAUCUGGCUCACGUCGCUCAAGCGGCCGCUGGUGGUGGUGCACGAGCUGUUCAGCGACAGCGUGCUCGACCUCUCCUGGAGCUCGGACGGACUGAAACUGUUAGCUUGCAGUACAGACGGCACGGUCGCGUGCAUACAGUUCACGAAAACGGAGAUCGGCACGCCGCUCACUCUCGAGGAAAAGAAUGCCUUCUAUGAGAAGAUAUACGGGAAAUGUUUCGUGAACGAGCCCGGCGGUGAUCUCACGUCCAACCUGCUGGUGGAGUGUCCCGAGAUACUGCUGGCCCGGGAGAAGCAAGAAGCUAAGAAGGAACCGCCAAAGGAGGAGAUCACGCCGAAGAGCGAUAAAUCACAGCCCUUCCCCCCCGCGCCGCUGCCCCCGCGGCCCGUGGACCGGCAGAUCGAGACGCGCACGUCGGACGGCAAGCGCCGCAUCACGCCCGUCUACAUCCCGCUCACCAGCGUCGACGCCAACGAGUCUCUGGGGUCGCAGCCCGCUACGGAGAGCUGCUUCAGCACGUCCUCGCAGGGGAAGUCCCGCAUCAAGGUGGAGCGACGGGACGACAUCAUCAUACACCCCAACGUCAGCAACCACGCCACCGCCAGCGUGCGGAACGACACCGGUCUGGAGCAGAGGUUGCGCAAGCGCACGGCGGCGAGUCUGCCGGGCCCCCGCGUAGACGAACUGCAGACCAAGCGCAGCUGUGCCUCUCCCACCGCAGGGGCCUCGGGGUCUCCCACUUUAAAGAACGCCGGCCCAGUUGCCCCCGCGCUGCCGGCGCCGGCGCUAGGAACCGCCGGUCCGGUCGUGCGAGCCGCUGGCGUCUUGAGAUUGCAGGUUGUGAACAAAGCCUGCAACACGCACUACGGGACGUUAUCGCGACUCGAACUUAUACCGAACAACUCGGCCUCAAACGACCCCAUCUGGGAAACUUAUUUAGGUUCCCCCGUGACGUGCAUCGCGUGCGACGCGCGCUGGGCGUGCGUGGCGUGCGCGGACGGCGCGCUGCACGUGUGGAGACUCGCACGCGCACCCGCGCGCGCGCUGCCGCACCUCGCACUACCAUCUCAAGCUGCCAAAAUGACUCUGUCCGGGGAUACGCUGGCGGUGGUGACCACGUCUGCCGAGCUCGCCAUAUGGGACCUGUCCGCUGCUACGUGCCUCGUGCGACCGCUUUGCUUUAGGAAUCUACUCUCGCAUGGUGUUACAGUAUCAAAUUGUUCUCUACUCGAGGACGGCAAUCCAAUGAUCUCACUCAGUAAUGGAAAAAGUUAUAUUUAUUGCAAGAAAUUAUGCGCAUGGGUGGUGUGGGCGGACGCGGGCGACCCGGUGCGGCGCGCGGGCGGCGGCGCGGGCCCGCGGGCGCCCUCGCGCACGCGCGCGCCGCACGCACACGUGCCCGCACUGCGCACGCAUCCACGUUCGAAGGCGCUGUCGGGCGCGGCUCGCAGCUGGCUGGAGGCGCAGGUGGCGGCCUGCCUGCACCUGCGUCUGCCCGCAGACUACCGGCACUGGUUCGUGGCGCUUUUCGACCACCUCGUACAUCAUGGAACAGAAGAACAAUUAAGAAACAUACUGGAUGACUUACUCGGACCGAGUCACUGCACGUCUACUCCUAAGAAAUGGCAAAAUACGAUUCUGGGCUUAAAGAAACACGACAUCCUAGAAGAGCUUCUGUCGCUGCUGGUGCGGCAGCUGCAGUGGCAGCGCCUGUACGCCGAGUACGCAGACCAGCUCGGCCAGCUGGCCGGCGCCGUGCUCAACGGACACUAACGCUGGGAUUCCUGUGUGUUAUGUGUAUGGAUCACUUCAGUUGUAGUUGUCGAAGCUUUGGAAAAAUAUUCACGGACUUUGAACGGUGAUACUGUGAUUUAAAAUUAUAAUUGGUAACUUAUUUAUCUUGGGUUAUUUAAAACACUUUAGAUCAUUCAGCCAGUAUUUGUGACGAAAAAUCUCAAGGAUAAAAUGGAAAGUUUUAGAAUCGCAGAUGUGUUUCCGUAACCGCGGCACUAUUUUAAAUUAGAGAUAAAUUAGUUUUUAAAUGUGGAACAGUAUAAUGUGUAUAAAUGAAAUCAAUUAUUAAAAUGACUUCUAUAAGUGAACUAAAGCUAAUGCCUGCUGUGUGUUGUAAUACCUCUUGGAAUGUUCUUGUAAACAUAUUUAAGUGACAUGACACCUUAGUUACCAAGGUUGGUGGCGCAUUGGUGGUGGACACUUACCUUUUUGUAGCCCACUGACCAGUAGAUCAACAGACUUAAAGUAAAAAUUACAUAUCCAAUGCAGCUCAGAAAUCCAGAAAGACUCGCUUACUUCUUCAUAAGGCUUCAACCCAAUCGAUAUAAAUCAGAUACAUAUAAAUUACAGAAUAGAUUCAAUGUGUUAACCGCUGGUUUGGGCCGUGGAUUUUCUUAUUGAAAAUAAAAAGAUUUUGAUACUUAGAGUUAGAUACAAUUUUUAUCCUAUUAUUUAAAUACAAAGGUGAAUUUCUUUGUUUGUUACCCCUACACGUCUCAACUACUCAUACACCAUCAUGAAAUUAUACAAAGUUGUUAAGUGUACAAAAAAGGGCAUAGGGUGCCGAACACCUGCCCAGACCCUCAAUACGUGGACCGGGAUCCUGCAGCCGGAAACUCAUAAAUGAUUAAUUGUUUAAUGGUAACUUUAAUAUUAAGCAUAGUUAACGUCAAGUUUUUUGUUUAUUUUAAUAUUACAUUCCAAAUAUUAUAACAUUUGAACACCCUUAUACUUUUGCAAUCAAUUCUAAAAUGUCAGAGUUUAUUUUUUUUAUUAAACACUAAUGCACAACACAAUAUAUGUAUAUAUAUUUCCAAUUAUAUGUAGCCUAUUUCUAUUAUAGAAUUAUUGGAGACAAAUAAAGUUUAGUAGACAUCAAUAGUGGAGAUUUUGAAUUUUGUAUUCAUAAUGGAUUUGUGAGUAAAUGACAAUUUGAAUGUAGGCAAAGUUGCUAUCGGAACUUUGGAAGUAAAGUUAAAGCGGAUGUAAUAAGUAAAGUGAAUAGUGUUGCUAUAAAUAAAAAAUAAAUAAAUAAAAACUGUUUGCAGUGCAUAAUAUAGAAGGAUACAAUAAUAUAUUGAAUGGAAUAUGUAAAGUUUGUUAAACUUUAUUCCUUCUUCAAAUGGAAUAGGCUAUAGGGUGUGUUCAUGAAAAAGUAUUUAUCGUUUUCAUAACUGAAAUGAAUGACUUCUCUACAAAAUUUCGUUCGUGAGGACUUUGAUAAUCGCUUCUAUUAUAUGAUGGGAUUGUUUCUCAUUCCAUAAAUUUAAUUAGUACAUAAGAUACUAUGCCAUUGAAAUCCAUCCAGUGAGAACGACAACUGUGCAAAGAUAGAAUUUUGAAACUCUGUAUUGAUCUUACAUAUGGACAAUAUCCGAGAACUUAUCAUAUAUCUAUGUGUAAAAAUUGUUUGUUAUAAAGGAUUCAAAUGUUUUAACAUGAAAUAGCAGCUAUACACACUUUAAAUAUAAUAAUGAAAAUUAAUUCUUAUAAUUUUUUAAUGUAAACAAUCUUUAUUUAGAUAAAAGUCCAAAAUAUAUAUUAUUUUCUUCUAAUAAACUAUAACGCGUACAACUCGGUAUGUGAUAGACGUGAUGUUUUUGUGCGCUAGAAACGUUCACUCAAACGUUACGUACAGAAACGUUGCAGUUACACUCUAAAUACAUCCAAGGUUUCGCUUCAAAAAUUAUUUACAAGAAAUGUCAAUCUAAAUGGAAUGAAUUAUUCAGGGAUAGUGUUAUAAUUUUUUGUGAUUUGUUAGUUUUAAUGUUACGACAUUUUUGUGUCCUCUAAUUUUAUA